GCGCUAUCACGCAUGCGCAGACAUCGGGUACGUGAACAACGGGAAACAGUCCAUUGAUCAACAGCUCAAAACAGGCAAAAAAAACGCUGCUUAACCGUUGCUCUUUUUAAAAUUGUGAAAUGAUCAUCUGAGUACUUUUAAAUCGUUUUUAGAAGAUAAAUAGAAACCACAACGAAAAGCUUUUUUGAAGGAAAGUAAUUUUAGAAGUGAGGCUGAGAAACAAUUUAUUUGGCUAGACUGGGUGCGAGGCAAGGGCGUGUUUGAAUCGCAGAGGGAGACACCCUCCUUGUUUUAGCUUGUGCAUGUUAUUGCAUUGUGUAUAUUUGGUAUUUUUAACUGUUACGUUUUGGGAAUCGGCUUGAAGAUGGGGUGUACUCUGAGCACGGAUGAUAAACAGGCGCAGGAGCGCAGUAAAAUGAUCGACAGAAAUUUACGGGACGACGGGGAAAAAGCAGCACGGGAGGUUAAGCUGCUUCUGCUCGGUGCUGGGGAGUCAGGGAAGAGUACAAUUGUCAAACAGAUGAAGAUCAUCCAUGAGGCGGGCUAUUCAGAGGAAGAGUGUAAGCAGUACAAAGCGGUGGUGUACAGCAACACCAUCCAGUCCAUAAUCGCCAUCAUCAGAGCCAUGGGGCGCCUCAAGAUCGAUUUCUCUGAUGCAGCCAGAGCGGAUGAUGCUCGUCAGCUGUUUGUGCUGGCGGGAUCGGCAGAGGAGGGCUUCAUGACCGGCGAACUGGCCGGAGUCAUCCAGCGCCUCUGGAAGGACGGGGGUGUCCAGUCCUGCUUCAGCCGGUCACGAGAGUACCAGCUUAACGACUCUGCCGCCUAUUAUCUGAAUGACCUGGAUAGGAUAGCCCACGGAGCAUACGUACCCACCCAGCAGGAUGUGCUGAGGACCAGGGUGAAGACCACUGGCAUUGUGGAGACGCACUUCACCUUCAAAGACCUCCACUUCAAGAUGUUUGAUGUGGGGGGUCAGAGGUCCGAGAGGAAGAAGUGGAUCCACUGCUUUGAGGGAGUCACUGCCAUCAUCUUCUGUGUGGCGCUGAGUGACUACGACCUGGUGCUGGCCGAGGACGAGGAGAUGAACCGGAUGCAUGAGAGCAUGAAGCUGUUUGACUCCAUCUGCAACAACAAGUGGUUCACAGACACCUCCAUUAUCCUCUUCCUCAACAAGAAGGAUCUGUUCGAGGAGAAGAUCAAGAAGAGUCCUCUUACUAUCUGUUACCCAGAGUACGCAGGUUCCAACACGUACGAGGAGGCGGCGGCCUACAUCCAGUGUCAGUUUGAGGACCUGAACAAGAGGAAGGACACCAAGGAGAUCUACACCCACUUCACCUGUGCCACCGACACCAAGAAUGUGCAGUUUGUCUUCGACGCAGUCACCGACGUCAUCAUCAAGAACAACCUGAAGGACUGUGGCCUCUUCUAGGGCAGUGUGGUGGCCAGAGUGCGCUCAGUGACUUUCUUGGGGACGUCUGUGACUGGAGGGGGGCGGAUCAUAGACACUUUGUAAAGGACGUCUCUUUUAACCUCUUACCUUAUGUUGAUCUCUGAAAGGUUUUAAAAUGCCUUGUAGAAAACGUUUGUGUAAAAUAUUUGUACAACUGUCACUAAGGCUGGAGUUUUUCACUGUUUUUAAAAUGUUUUUGUUUUAAGAGGUCAAGGUUUUAUUUUUUAUUUUUUUAAAGGGGGGCCUUUGCAUUUUGUUUCUUCUUAUUCUCGGAGAGAAAUGGACGCUUUUUUUCUAUUUGUAGGUACUUGUGCCUUUGCAUGCCUUAGUUGCAGUGUGUUUGUUUUUGUUAGCUAAAUUGUAAUAGAUGUAUUUAGAUGUUAUAAUUAAUUACACCACCCUCCCCAAAUAUCUCUAUUUGGUUCCAAAUAUGGUUUCCAUGACUGACAUCCCAGAAUUAUUGCAUCCAUGGAAAUGAUGGAAUAGGCCAAUUAAGACUAACUUGCUCUCGAUAGACCCACUCACUCUUACAUACUGAGAGCUGUGUGUGUGUCUUUGUGCAUGACUGUGUGUGAGUGCCUUUGCUGCAUGACUGUAUGCUUGAGUGAGUGAGUAGCAUGCAUGAAUGUGUGGAUAUAAAUACAAAGGGACUCUUUUUACUUGUCAUCCUCUUUCAGUCUGGUUUUCUGGAACAUGUACCAAAAAGGCAAAUUUAUAUUUAAUGCGACGUCACAUGGUUGGUGUGACAUUGCGGAUGGUAACAUUCCUACACCAAAUCAUUAUUUUAAAGAGAAACUUUGAAAAGAGGAUGACAACUACAGCCUUGUAGCAGACGAGGGGGACAAAGGGAGGCGAAUGGGUGUAUUUGCACUGUUAUGAUGUUGACGAUAAGUUUCAUAAUGGUUUCAGGUUACAUAUCCCCCUAACCCCCAACCCUUCUGUUUCCAUUGGAUGGGGACUAAUAGUGGACUAAUUUCCAUUAUUUUGCUAAUAAAAUAAAUGCUGUGGUGAAACGACGACAUCCUUCAACAAU
Oncorhynchus kisutch (coho salmon) is the source of this 2483-nucleotide messenger RNA. RefSeq names its product guanine nucleotide-binding protein G(i) subunit alpha-1. NCBI's taxonomy places the organism in Eukaryota, Metazoa, Chordata, Actinopteri, Salmoniformes, Salmonidae. The transcript has 9 exons. Gene Ontology annotation, molecular function: G-protein beta/gamma-subunit complex binding; G protein-coupled serotonin receptor binding; GTP binding. Gene Ontology annotation, cellular component: heterotrimeric G-protein complex; cytoplasm. The coding region runs from base 365 to 1429 and encodes 354 amino acids. The record is from RefSeq and is a predicted model, not a curated record. Gene Ontology annotation, biological process: adenylate cyclase-modulating G protein-coupled receptor signaling pathway.